UCCCCCCCACUGACUCGCCGUUGCCGUGUCUUGCUUAGCGGGCUCCGUCCCAUCUCGAAGUCUGCGGUGACUAAUCGCUGAGCUCACACUUCUGUUCUUCGAGUGAAAAAAAAGGCGGUUUCUGAAAAUCGCAUCGCGGUCAAGGAGGAGAAAAAACAAAAGGGUAAAGGAGAAACAACAAGGAACAAAGAGGGAGAAAAAAAAGGAGCCAUGGUCCACGCCGAUGCGUCCAACUUUGCCGAGGGCGUCACCAAGGAUGAUGCCUAUGAGCAGGUGCUGCUGCAGGCCGAAGGGCUGUUUUACGGUCAGCGCAACUGGGCGGCUAGCAAUCUCUCCAACGCGGCCUCGCUGCUGUGGCAUGCCUACAAGUCCCUUCCCGCUCCGAGCAACCAAGUGAACUGGGCAGGCUUCUACGUGUUGGAUCCCUCGGCCAAGGACCAGCUCAUUCUGGGACCGUUCCAGGGCAAAGUGGCCUGCCAGACAAUCCCGUUUGGCCGAGGCGUGUGCGGUGCUGCUGCGGCCACCAAGACUACGCAGCUCGUCGACGACGUGGAAAAGUUUCCCGGCCACAUUGCGUGCGACAGCGAGAGCAAGAGCGAGAUCGUGGUGCCCAUUGUGUCGGGCGACAAGCUCGUCGCCAUCAUCGACGUCGACUGCGCCGAGCUGAACGGAUUCGAUGAGACGGAUAAGAAGCACCUCGAGCAACUCGCCGACCUUUUGGCAAAGGGCUGUGACUGGUAGACGAGCUGAAUGAAGAUACUCUUUCUACACAAGGAUUUAGCUAAAGAUCUAUGAAAGUGAACUCUCGUCGACCAUGGGAGAUGUGCAAUGCUGGACUCCUUUCCGUACUUUGCUCGCUACCACUCUUCUUACCGAUAUAUCGUCGAGCAAUGCGGGAUCCCACUUGUAGAACGCAAAACAAGAUUUCGAGCCAUCGCAUUUGGUGUAAGCGAAACAGUGACCGCCAGUUCCGCGUCCGCCCCCCAUCAUAUAUGAUACGGAC
Molecule: messenger RNA, 1003 nt
Organism: Trichoderma citrinoviride
Lineage: Eukaryota; Fungi; Ascomycota; Sordariomycetes; Hypocreales; Hypocreaceae
Product: GAF domain-like protein
Exons: 7
Coding region: 211-741 (176 amino acids)
Cellular component (GO): cytosol
Molecular function (GO): L-methionine (R)-S-oxide reductase activity; protein binding
Source: RefSeq, a predicted model, not a curated record